AUGACUGUGGCCCCACGAUCGUACUACUUCUUGGAGAAAGUGGAGAAGAUUCUCAAGGCGGAGUUAAAGAGCAACUACUGCUCCUUGUAUUUGAGCAGUGCAGAUCUGGGGGCUUACAAAAAGGGAUUCGGGAAGUGUCCCCCGGACGAGCGAGACGACGAAGUUCAGAAGAUACAAACCGUGGAGCUGAUCGUUGUUUGCAAGAACUCGCGAGAUGCCCUUGGUGACAAGGGGUCAAGGAUAAGGUUCAUGCAGCACAAGAUCAACGUUGCUUUCGGCUUCGACGAAUCAUUUCUUCAGCUUUUUGUUGAAAGACGUGAACGUGAGUUUGUGCCUUCACUCCGAAAAGGCAAAUGGAAAGGAAAAGGCGGUGAUUUCAGCGAUGUCAGUGAAGACGAGGCAGAGGUGCCAGCUCCGAAGCCCAAAGCAAAGCCAAAACCAAAACCAACCAGCCAUGUGGAGCCAGAUUUCAGCACCGAAGAGUGGAAGGAAUGUGCAAUCCGUGGCGCGCGGCUAUGGAGGACGUUGCCGUCAUCUCGCUCCAACGAUGCCAUUGACACAGUCCUUCAGCCGCUCCGGGAUCGCGCGAUGUACGCCAUGCGUUUGUGGCGCGAGUACAACCUCAGGAAGGCCCCACGACCCAUGAGGAGCCGCGAGUCGGAGACAAAGCGGGACCCGCCGUGGGAGGAGACCUGGGGCGUGCCUGACCAAAGCUGGGAUGGCGGUGUCGGCGUGUCCGAUUGGGGUGAUGAUAACUUUGGAGACAGUUGGGCGGCUCCUGAUCCAGCACAGAGUGGUCCAGCUGCACGGCCGACGACAAGUAAGGACUUUGUGGUCAAAGACUUUGCCGACGAUUCAGAUGUUCAUCUCAAUCUGGACGCGGGCACGGCAACCUGCGCUGAAGCGUUGCAGUGUCUUCAAGAAGUCCGGACCUUUGGAAAGAACGUGAGCCCCAAAUUGGUGCUCCUCCCGAGCGGAAAAGAGCUGCACUCCGGGUACCGCCUCUCUGAGAUCCCGCAAGGAGAAACAUUAAAAUUUAUGGCUAUCACGGAGCGACGUUGA
Messenger RNA from Durusdinium trenchii, 1062 nucleotides. The record is from the annotation of a GenBank genome assembly. Lineage: Eukaryota; Dinophyceae; Suessiales; Symbiodiniaceae.